Molecule: messenger RNA, 2016 nt
Organism: Lycium barbarum (goji berry)
Lineage: Eukaryota; Viridiplantae; Streptophyta; Magnoliopsida; Solanales; Solanaceae
Exons: 3
Coding region: 1-2016 (671 amino acids)
Molecular function (GO): RNA binding
Source: RefSeq, a predicted model, not a curated record
AUGACUGAAAAUGAAAGGGUCUUUCCUAGAGAAGCACAUGUCCAGAAGGAAGUAGGUCCGUGGAAUAAUUUGGUAGCCAUUCUUCAAAUAACUAAAAAGAAGAUUUUUGGAAAUCUUAUGGAGCAGAAUAGCAGUAGCACUCAUGAAUUAACUUCCACUUCUGAUCUUAAGGGUUCCGAUAAUGUUGUAUCUGCUGAUAGUCAUGGUAGUGGAAGUAUGAGUAAUCUUAAGAUUACAAUUCAUUCAGAAAAGACAUCUGUAGCUAAUACGGACGAGAGUAAAGCUUUUGAGGUUGUUAAUAUGAACAAAACUUCAAAUUCAGCUGGCCCUGAAGAAUUGCUAAAUGUCUCUUCAAAAGAAUGUGAAGGGAGCUCUGACAAUUCCAAUGGCAUAUCUUCUGGUGUAUCAUCUAUCUGCGGAAAAGCCAGUUCCAAUGACGGUGUUCAACUGAUUAACGGUUUCCAUCGUUCAGAGUUAGUUGAGAAAGAGAGAGAACAAUUGCUAGUUGAGGAAGUAUCAUCAAGUGUACAAAUCAGUUCUGGUGAAGAUAUCCUGUCAAAAUUUGAUUCAUCUUGUGACUCAGAGAGGGUUUCCAGCUUAGUAGAUGUUUCUCAGGAAAAAAGAAAUAACGAACCAGAGUUGGAGGCCAAGAAUGACAAAAUGCAAAAGAAGGAAGUAAUAUCAGACAUUAUUUCAAUUUUUGAGAAGAAUGGGACAUCGAAUCUCAAGCAGGUUACACAUUUUAAUAGUUUCUUACCGAGUGAAGCAACCAACAAAUGGCGGGAUGUUCUUGUGAAAAAAUCAGUACUCUCUGCAAAUGAACACCAUCCGGCCGAAGACACCUCUAUUCCGAUCUCACUUUCUAAGUCCGAAAUGGAUGAAAUUGCAUCAGUCUCCAAUAAUUCUUGUCACGUGGAAGCUGAUCAUCGAGCAACAGAUCAGAUUGUCGACCCAAAGAGUGAAAAAUCUGUACCUAGAGAGUUUGAGCCCCUUAAUGGAACUUCUCAUAAUAUUUUUGGAAAGAGUGGCGACAUAAAGAGCUUAAUAGAUUGUAUUAAGGAGCUGCCUCCUCAGAAGCCAUCUGUUGUUAGGCCUGAGGAAAUGGUUGUUGACAGAGAUAGGGAAAGAAGUGCAAAUAGCAGUAUCCAAGCUCAAACUGAUAAGCAGACACUUGACAGGAAAAAAAGAAAGACUUCAUCUGAGGAUGUGAUUGGAAAGAAGGAAAACAGUAACCAAGAGAUUGCAUGUUUGAUGGAAAAAGGUGAACUGAACAAGGGUGAGAGUGCCUCUUUAUCUGAAAAGUUAUCAGAUGAAAACAAAAUGACUAUAAAGUUCGUGAAUGUUACAGCUAAAGAAAGUGAUGUCUCUAAAGUUUUCAAGGGUUGUGGGGCUGUUACGAAGGUUGUGUUUCCAAGUGUCAAAUCAACUAAUUUUAAAGUUGCACACGUUUAUUUUGAGUCAGAAGAAGGAAGGCAAAAGGCUCUUAAAAAAACUGAUAUGAUGAUUAAGAAUAUGGUAGCUUUGGAGGCCACUUCUCCUCAGAAAGGGAGAGAGAGGAUGUGCAUACCUAAUUUAAUUGGUUGUCCAGAAGUUCCCGCCUCAUUAGUGAAGCAUCCUUCAAGGACAUUUAUGAUAAAAAAAUUGAACAACAAUGUGUCCUUUCAUGAUAUUAAAGAAGCUCUAUCCUUUUGCAAAAGCAACAUAACUGGAAUUUUCUUUGGUUCGUCAAGCUCCGUUGCUUAUGUGGAGUUUGAGACAGUAGAGGGCAAAGAAAUUGCUAUUGAGAAGCAUUCAUUGAUCGUGCUUGGAGAGAGACUAUCAAUCUUGAGAAUCGAUCCACCAAGAACAACCAUCGUAAGGAUAUCAAAUGUGGAUUCCCUUGCAAUGGGUAAAGUGACCUCCGUUUGCAAAAAACUGGGAAAGACUAGGCAAUUCUUCCCGAGAACGAAUGACAUCCUGGAUGUGCAUUUCAAACUUGCUGAAUGGCCAAGAAUGUUAGAGAUUUUAAACAGGUAG